Molecule: messenger RNA, 943 nt
Organism: Brassica oleracea var. oleracea
Lineage: Eukaryota; Viridiplantae; Streptophyta; Magnoliopsida; Brassicales; Brassicaceae
Product: glutathione S-transferase F3
Exons: 3
Coding region: 102-743 (213 amino acids)
Cellular component (GO): cytoplasm
Molecular function (GO): glutathione transferase activity; glutathione binding
Source: RefSeq, a predicted model, not a curated record
UUGUAUAAAUAUACCAUCAUUACUUGUCUCUUGUUUCAUCACCUUCACAUUCAACAUUAAACACAUCACAUUUCAAAGAGUUUCUUUUGUAAUCAAAAUCAAUGGCAGGUAUCAAAGUUUUCGGACACGCUGCUUCCACUGCCACCAGGAGAGUCCUCCUCACCCUCCACGAGAAGAACCUCGACUUUGAGCUCGUUCAUGUCGAGCUCAAAGACGGCGAGCACAAGAAAGAGCCCUUCCUCUCCCGCAACCCUUUUGGUAAAGUUCCCGCCUUUGAAGAUGGAGACCUCAAGCUCUUCGAAUCAAGAGCGAUUACUCAGUACAUAGCUCACCGAUAUGAAGAGGAAGGAACCAACCUUCUCCCAGCCGACUCCAAGAACAUAUCCCACUACGCAAUCAUGGCUAUUGGAAUGGAAGUAGAAGCUCACCACUUCGACCCAGUGGCUUCAAAGCUUGCUUGGGAACAAGUGUUCAAGCUCUUCUAUGGCAUGACCACUGACCAAGCCGUUGUUGAAGAAGAAGAGGCUAAGUUAGCCACGGUCCUUGAUGUGUAUGAGGCUAGGCUCAAGGAGUUCAAGUAUUUGGCUGGUGAAACUUUUACUUUGACCGAUCUGCACCACAUUCCAGUGAUUCAGUACUUGCUCGGAACUCCCACCAAAAAGCUCUUCGACGAGCGUCCACAUGUCAGCGAGUGGGUGGCAGAGAUCACCAACAGGCCAGCUUCCCAGAAGAUCCUUCAGUGAGACAAAAGGAAAAGAAAAUGAUUCUGCUUCAGUCACAGUAAUAAUAUGCUCAAAGUAAAUAAGUGGCUGCCUCAUUGCCCAAUUUCUCAGUGCUCUGUUUUGUCUUUCUGUUAUGUCCUCUGUUUUUUAUUUUCAGUUUAAUAUGUAUGUGUUUGUGUUCUUGAGAGAUCUUUGUUGAAUCAAAAGUUAUUUUUCUAAUC